Messenger RNA from Jatropha curcas, 2824 nucleotides. RefSeq lists its product as uncharacterized. The record is from RefSeq and is a predicted model, not a curated record. NCBI's taxonomy places the organism in Eukaryota, Viridiplantae, Streptophyta, Magnoliopsida, Malpighiales, Euphorbiaceae.
CAUUCCCAUCAGUAACAACCGGACAUGGCCAAAAAAUCAAACUGAAGUCUUUCAUCUCUACUCCAUAAUUCACAAGUUGACUCUUCACAACAAACCCAUCAACAGAAACAGGGCUUGAACGAACCAAACUAACUUUUACCAUCCUCUUCAAGAGAGGAAUCCAAACUCCCCUCUCCUUCAAGCCCCGCCUUUUCCUCUUUCACCGUCACUAUAUAACCAGACCCACAAUCUAUUGGCUCCUUAAAGACUUGGAUUAAAACUAUCUAUCAUUGGUUUUGACUCAAAACAAGAGCCUUUAUCAGUCAUCUUCCUGUAACCCCGAAAUAAUCAAUACUAUCAAAAACUGAUCUUUGCUUGCUCAAUCUUCAAAAAAUUACUUUAUGGAGCAAAAUCGAGAAAAGAAUCAACGAAAGAUAAAUCAAAGAGCUCGGCAUCUACAAUUGGGUCUUGAAGGUUUUUGGAUUUUGGAAGCUUAUUGUGUUUUUCUUCGUCAACAAUGGUGGGCUGAGGUACAAACCCAUACCCCACAAUCUCUGGGAAAAUAAAAUACAAAGCAUUGUAGGGUGAAAUUCAUAUUGCAGAAGGGGAAAUGAAAUCUCAUAGCUACAAAAGAGAGAUUAAAAUGAUAGAAAUCAAAUUUAUAUCAGCGACCGCUAAUUAAUAUUGCCAAAAAUAGCAGAGCUGACAUGGCAAGAGAGUAAGCCACGUUAAUGUUCCAACUCAGCUUCUCUGCUGAAAAUCCCAAAUAGCCGCUCUAUUCAGUUCCAAAAAUGACCAAGAAAAUCUACCGUACGAAGAAGCUCUUCCGGUUCUCUUACCAGCUUCAAGUUCAAAAUUUCAAGAAAAGCUCUUAGCUACUUAACAGAGAGAAGAACAGGAAAAGAAUAAUGAGGUAUUACCAUGGAUCCAGGUGGAGAAGGGUACUAUCUAUGCACUGUUUCCUUGUCGCGAUUGCUGUUUUCUCUGGUGUUGGCUUAUUAGUGCUUACGCUGAGACCCAUUGAUCCAAAUCCUAACAACUCCUAUUAUCGGCUCCCGAAAUUAAACAAAUAUGAUGAUCGAGGAGGAGGAGGUGGUCGAGAUUCAAGCUCUGACUCUCUCAAUGGUGUCGUUUUAGAUGAAACGGAGGUUCAUAGGGAGAGAAAUGGAGGUUCAAAAUCCUGCGCUACGGUUGAUGAAAUGGGCGAGAGUUUCAAGGGAAGCGUCUGGAAGGAGAGUCUACGAGUUAGAAGAAUCAUCCAGGAGCACUUCGCUGUUAACGGUGCUUCGAUAAUCAGACAUCUUCCUCCAGAACAAUUUUGCAAGCAUGGUUUUGUCUUAGGGAAGGCAUCAGAAGCAGGUUUUGGCAAUGAAAUGUACAAGAUCUUAAAUGCUGCAGCAUUAAGCAUAAUGUUGAACCGGUCCCUGAUCAUUCGGCAGACCAGGGGUAAGUAUCCUUUUGGUGAUUUUAUUUCUUACUCCAAUCAUUCUUUCACCUUGAAUGAAGUCAAGCAUCUGUGGAGAAAAAAUGGCUGUGUAAAAAACUAUGGAAGGCAUCUGGUUAUGAGGAUUGAUGAUUUUGAGAAGCCAGCAAAAACAAAUGUCCUCUGUAGCAACUGGAGGAAAUGGGAACAACCUAUCAUAUGGCUUCAAAAUACAACAGAUGCUGUGGCCAGUCAAUUUUUCUUGAAGAAUGUAUACCCUGAAAUGAGAGUAUCUGCUUCUAAUUUAUUUGGAGAACCAGAACAACUACAAUCACGGCCUAAUGUUUUUGGGGAGCUCAUGAGAGUUCUUAUCUCCCCUUCAGAAGAUGUUAUAGAAGCAGUCAAUUGGGUUCUCGGUGGUGGGGCAGAUCCUGACAUUUCAUUGCACAUGCGGAUGCUUAUGAACAGGUCUGUGAGAGCUACACAGGCAGCAUUGAACUGCAUCCAAAAAGCCUUGCAUAAUUUACACCAAAUAUCAAGACCUAAGGUGGUUUUAGUAUCAGAUACCCCAGCUUUUGUGAAGAGUUUCCUUCCACAACUAAGUGAAUUUGCAGAGGUUAUUUAUUUUGAUUAUAAACAUUUCGAAGGAAAUGUCUCUCGAAAUGUUAAUGCAUCACACAACUUAGAUUUUAGAGUGAAGGAUUGGGGACCUGCACCAAGAUGGGUUGCAUUUGUAGAUUUCUUUCUUGCAUCACGUGCAAAAAACACAGUUAUUUCUGGUGCUCACAGACGUGUCGGAACUACCUAUGCACAAUUAACAGCAGCACUGGCUGCAGCAAACCACCUAGGGGAAAACUCCACUGAUUCAAAUUUUUCAUUCUUAAGCAGUUUCCAAAGUAACUUGUUAAGGGAUGGUUUAAAGUUGCAGAUCGGUUGGGGGCAUGUUUGGAAUAGAUUUGCUGGCCCUUUGAGCUGCCAGAAUCAGUCCAAUCAGUGUGCUUUCACACCGCUUCUCCCUCCAGCUUGGUGGGAUGGUCUUUGGCAAUCCCCAAUUCCUCGGGAUGUCCGCAGGCUAAUGCAAUUCGGCAUCAAACUCUCUGGUUUUGGCACAGUUGAUGAGGAUCAUCUUCGAUCUUUCUGUAGUUCAAAGAAAACUACAAUGAAGACGGUGUUGAUUAUAUAAAACAGCAAAAGAAAUAGGUUUCCGGAGAAAAAAUCAAGAUGGUCUACUGUCCCAUGACCGGACGUUAAGGUGAGAAUACGGGGGAUUAUUAGCAUUUCGAGAUGUUUGAUGUGUUCAUUAUAUUGAGAAGAGAGUGAAGAAAGAGAAUCAAGUAACAUUAAUAUGAAAAGUAAAUCAAAGAUAUUUAAUUUUCUUUCUAAAAUAUUUGUCCUCAAUAAAGAUUUUUUUUUUCUCUUUUA